Molecule: messenger RNA, 651 nt
Organism: Lathyrus oleraceus (garden pea)
Lineage: Eukaryota; Viridiplantae; Streptophyta; Magnoliopsida; Fabales; Fabaceae
Exons: 2
Coding region: 1-651 (216 amino acids)
Source: RefSeq, a predicted model, not a curated record
AUGGCGAAUGGAGGCUUCAAUGAGCAAGAUGAAGCCUCGCUAGGCCAAGGUGUAAAGGAGACAUUAAGGGAGUCAAGAAAGAGAGACAAGAAAACUUUCUUCCUCAUUUAUCAAUCGGUGGAUGAAGAUACAUUUGAGAAGAUCUCCAACGCAACGACGACCAAAGAAGCAUGGGACAAACUUCAAACUUGCAACAAAGGAGUGGAACAGGUGAAAAAGAUCUGUCUUCAAACUCUUAGAGGUGAUUUUGAAUGUUUAUUUAUGGAAGAGUCCAAGUCAAUUUUUGAUUAUUUUUCUCGAGUAUUGGCUGUAGUCAAUCAACUUAAAAGAAAUGCCGAAGGUGUUGAUGAGGUGAAAGUCAUGGAGAAAAUAAUUCGCACUUUAAAUCCAAGUUUUGACUUCAUUGUUACCAACAUUGAAGAAAAUAGGGAUUUAAAGACCAUGAAUAUUGAGCAACUCAUGGGUUCCUUACAAGCAUACAAAGAAAAACAAAAGAGAAAAAUUAAACAAAAGGAGGCUAUGGAGAAACUACUACAACUCAACAUAAAGGAAGAAAAUUAUGCGAAUUACAAGAGCCAAAGAGGACGAGGACAUAGAGGAGAAGGAAGAGGCAGUUAUAACAACUACUCUAUCAAUGGAGAAAUAAGUUAG